Molecule: messenger RNA, 1360 nt
Organism: Ornithodoros turicata
Lineage: Eukaryota; Metazoa; Arthropoda; Arachnida; Ixodida; Argasidae
Product: disks large-associated protein 5-like
Exons: 5
Coding region: 174-1061 (295 amino acids)
Biological process (GO): mitotic spindle organization; signaling; regulation of mitotic cell cycle
Cellular component (GO): cytoplasm; nucleus; spindle pole centrosome
Molecular function (GO): microtubule binding
Source: RefSeq, a predicted model, not a curated record
AGGACCACAGCUCUGUGCAAACAGCAAUCUAGAAACUUUUAAGAAAAAUCAGUAGUCUAUGUUUUCUUUCGCUUCGUGAUUUCUUAUAUCACGUAUCAAGUUUCAAACAACCAAAGUUUCUAAAGGUUACGUUUACUGCUACUGAUACUGGCAAAUGGUGCGCAGAUAGCGCGAUGACGUGCAUCACGCCAUUAUUUUGGCGGCAAAGUAUAAAACGGCCAUAUUUAACUUCUUUUUUCACUGGUGAAGCGGGUGCAUGUAGUCGGCAUUGUGAGCAGUAUUUGUAUCACUUGUUGUGUGUUUUCGAGGUAGAUCGUUACGUUGAUAGUGUGCCCCUUCAUUCGUGGAUAAUCCUAUUCUGUUUGUCAAGAAUGACACAGUAUUUUCGGGAGCUUCUUAGCACUGAAACGGAGAGGCUGUCGGGUUUGUGUCAGCACUGGGAAGCCAUCUCGAAAUGUAGCACUGAACUCAACGACGAAGUGCAGGGUCAUAUUCGUGCCGCUGUCGGUCAAGCGGGACUGCUGAUAAACAAGAAAUUUAAGCAAUUUGACGGCCUGAUAUACAACUGCGAGAACGACAUCGGAGAAAAGAAAACAACAUGUGCAGACUUGCAGGGCUUUUGGGAUAUGAUAUACUUUCAGGUUGAAGAUGUGAAUAGAAAAUUUCACCAUCUCAGUAAACUGCAGAGUGAAGGGUGGGCUGCAGAGGAGAACACACAGGUGACAAAGAAAGCCUUAAAACAGCGACCAAAAGCAGUGAAGAAAUCUGCGCCGAUGUGUGAAGCCCAGAAAGUGCGGAGGCCAACUGUGCGUCAAUGGCUAGCAGAAGCUAAAGCCCACAAGGCCACCAGGGAGCAGGGUGAAGGAGACGAAGAGAACGUAAGGGUGUUUGAUGCGCCCGUGUUCUUUACAGUCUCUAGCCCAUUACGUGCAAAAUGUGAUGAGCACAUAGUUCUGAGGACCCCAAAAAGUGCACAGAAAACCCCAAAGCACAACAAGGACUUGACUCCUUUGAUGAAAGUUACAUGUUCAGCUAAGCGUGCUCUCAACAUGCACAACUGAUAUAUUUUUAAGCAUUUUAUUAUGUAUUCCGAAGCAUUUUGAACUUUGUCAAGCGCAUGAUCAAGUACAUCCCUAUUAAAUUCAAAAUUUAACACUCCUAUUGUUACACUUUUCUUCACAAGUAUGUAUGUACAAGAAUAUACAGUCAUUCUUUGGCUCUGACUGACUUUUGUUUUGCAGCAGCAUGUUUCCGAGCAUUCCAAGGAUGUGUGGUGACCUUUUUGCAGCAGUAUAUGUCAGAGAGUAACCAUUAUUUUGGAUGCUCAAACAAAAAAAGGAAAAAUAAAAAGUUGACAACA